Owenia fusiformis is the source of this 3099-nucleotide messenger RNA. NCBI's taxonomy places the organism in Eukaryota, Metazoa, Annelida, Polychaeta, Sabellida, Oweniidae. The record is from the annotation of a GenBank genome assembly.
GUGGUGUCAGAGCAUGCCUCCACAGAAAAUGAGAUAUAAAUUACAAAGUUGGUAAUGCUAUGCAAGCAUACCAAUCUUUCAUUCACUGAACACUCUAUCUACACAUAAAAGUCAAGAAGAUUUUUGUGACACCUUGUUUAAAAAUUCAAUUGUUAAAAUAGUAAGACAUUGAAAUACAUUUCACAGACUGUACACUAAAACUUAUAAAAAAAUUAAUUGAAUUGUAGAGAUGAUAUGAAAAUUGUUUUCAAACAAACUAAUCAUAUACCAGGGUCAAUAGCCAGGGGGUUAGGGUGACCCCCCCCCCCCCACUGGCGGAUCCAGGGGGCCCAUGAGUAUUUUGAGCUAAAACAUAGGUAUACCAUAAAGGUAAAAACACCUUAUCUACUUUUAUUUUAACUUACUAGAGUCUCUAGACAUUUUCUUGGUGAAAAUCUGAGAAGAUGGUAACAUUUAACUAAGUACGGAGACAUGCAAUGGUAGUAAGAAAUAUUACAUAUAAGAUAAAUAUAAGGUUAUUUAUUUGUUCUCACCAAUUUAUGGAUAUAUUCAUUGGGCCUACAUACAUGUAGGUAUACCAUAAAGGUACAAAUACCUUAUCUAUGGUACAUGGGGCCAACAGAGGGGGAACUCUUUAGAGCCAAAAAGCAACUUUAUAAUCUCCAUACAGAAGAGCCUAUAUUCAUGACACACCACAUAUUUUUCUGUUUAUAUUAACAAUGAGAUGACCUUGAUAUUGAGAUAGGAAUAUUUUACAUCAAUAUACAUGUUUCAGAUGUGCCUUCAUGUACAAUAAAAACGCUCAAAAGAUGGAUGCUCUUCAUACUUUUUAUCACAUUAUUUUGGUGAUAUCAAAUGUUGUACAUGGACUUGAUUGGUUGAUAGAUGAUAUUCCAAUGCAAUCGACAUGGAGUGAGACCAGGGAUGGUCUAGGUUUGCUCACUAAUGGACUUAUAUCAAAGACAUUUAUUACUACCCCAGAUUUUGCCUGCAUCGACUUCUAUGACAACCAUACAACAUUUUCGUCACUUCAGCGUAGCAUUGAACCAGAGGCUGUGAUAAUGUUGGAUGGAAUUGUAUAUCCCAUUGGUGGAGUACUAACUAAUAUACCUCUUGCAUAUUUGAAUCGAAGUGCCUUUGCUCAAAACAUUACACGCAAUGAAAAUGCAUUCCAUUUAAAGUCAUCACUUGUAACAUUUGAUUUGACUACACCCUUUCCUUAUACCCCUAGGCGUGGGGCACCUAAAAAUAUCAACUGGCCACCAAAGGGGAUUCAUAUAGAAUUUAAUUUUACUGCUCCAUUUUGGGCACCAGACUUUCAUAAGGAUUUGGUUGUGACUGUCACCUAUGAAAUGUAUGAUUCAGUCCCAGGCUUUUCAAAGUGGAUAACAGUUACAGCGCUUAAACCUGUGCCAGACAUAUAUGUGUCUUUUCUCUCUGUAGAAUAUCUGGCAGUGAAUAUGCCCUGGUCGCCUAAUGGGAAAGGUUGGUUAUUUGUGGAAACCGAUCAACCUCAUGGUACAAAUGUGGUAUGGGGAUCAGAUCCAGCAUCCGUGUCAAUGCCAGGUUCCUUUGAACAGACAGUGAAUUGCACAUAUGAGACUGACCAUCCUGUUGCUGUUCCUAUUGUCAAUUCUCUGAGCUCAUUUAAAGUGCAUGAACUUGUGAUUGCUUCAUCUGAUCCAGAAAGAAUCGCUUUGUCCAAGCAUAGAUUAUUCCGAUUGCUGGCUCCUCAUACUCAAGAAAAUCCGAUAUUCUUCCAUAUGACGAACCAGUCUUCCGAGGCAUUCCGUACAGUGAUUGAUCAGAUGGCAGAAGUCGGUUUUGAAAUGCUUAUCUACAGUUUUGGUUCUGGGUUCAAUAUUGAAUCUGAAGAUGAAGCUUACAUAAAGAGGAUGGCUGCUGAUAUUAGGUACGCUAACUCAAAGAACAUUGAAGUGGGUGGGUAUGAUUUAAUUGCUCUUACUCGUCGAACAGCAGUUGAUUGGAUGGCAAUAGACCCUAGUACAAUGCAGCCUUCAGGGAACGCAUGUUUUGCCUCUGACUGGUAUGAUUUCUUACUGAAGCGCAUGAUGACAUUUAUGGAUCGCACCAAUCUAUCCAUGGUUGAGACAGAUGGGCCUUAUGGAGGGUACCCAUGCGCAUCUACCAAUCAUUCACAUCAUACCGAUCUAGGGGAUUCCAUAUACAAACAAAACACUCUCCAAGCCCAAUUUUACACAACACUGAGAAAACGCUCCAUCUACAUUAACCAGCCUGAUUACUACUUCUACUCUGGAGGUAGUCGCACAGGUAUGGGAUAUAACGAAAACCAGUACUCAUUGCCAAGGUGGCAGGAUAUCAGUGUGAGCAGGCAAGGGAUGUAUGAUGACACAUAUCAACGUAUUCCAACAGCUGGGUGGAUGUUUGUUCCUCUAGUGGACUAUCAUGGUGGAGGAGAAGCAGCGGCAUUCGAGCCACUUACAGAGCACAUCGUGGAAUAUGAGUGGGCUCUGGCACAAUACUUAGGAGCAGGGGUUGCUGCUUGUUACCGUGGUUACCGCCUCUAUGAUAGUCUAGAGACAAAAGCACUGGUCACUAAAUGGGUAUCAUUCUACAAGAAAUAUCGGGACAUUCUGAUAAGUGAUAUUGUGCAUGUACGGCGAGCUGAUAUGCAAGGGAUUGAUUCAUUCAUGCAUGUCAAUCCAAAGUUGGAUUACAAAGGUCUUGCAAUGGUGUUCAAUCCCACCCAAACAUCAAUAGAUAUGAACCUGAAACUGCCACUAUAUUAUACUGGUAUCCCUGAUAAGGCUAUGGUUCGUGAACAAGAAGGGCAGUUCAUAGAAUAUGAUCUUGAUAGGGGGUAUAAUAUAGAGGUCCCAGUCCAUUUGAAGCCCCUAGGUAUAACAUGGUUCCUCAUUCAACAAUCUGUUGAUUAGGAUAAAAAUGAUGUAUUCUAGCCUAGAAGAUGCAUUACUACCAGUUCAAUAGUACAUGUACAAUAAAAAUUUCUAAAACUAUCAUGGCAGUCCAACUUUCGUAACCAAUUACACAAUGGAAAAAAAUUCAUACUGCACCACUUUUCUUAAAACUUGUUCCAUUAAAAGCCAAAUUGAAAUA